AUGGUCCAACAGUUGCUUCUAACGGCAUCUGUGUCAAAGGCACAGUUUGUGCCAUUUAAAAUUGCGCUUCAAACACUCACAGGAAUGAAUCCAGAACCAUUGGCCAGGCAUACGGUGAUACUACGGCCGAAGUUUCCCUAUUUGCCCGAGAAAACAACAACUAAGGCGGAUCCAGUUGAGACUUACCGGAUCCGGAUGAUUCGGGUGUGGGAUGUGGCUAAUUCAGGAAGUAUGGAGACGAAUAAUACAGCUGAUGAGAAUAGUGAAGAAGUUGGAAAGGCAGCAGAAAAGGUAGAAAAUACGGAAAGCAUGAAACAAAAUACCACUGAUGGUACAAGUACAGAAGCUGGGCAAAGUACCCACACACUAGUGGCUGACUCGGUCUUUGACCAGUCUCCAGAAACAUCAAAAAAUAACAGCAUAUGGACAAUUCAGCUAAGUGACAUCCCAGCAGCGGGAAAACGACCCGUCUCAAUUCAGAAUAUUUACGAAGCCACCAUCUACAAGACAGACGAUGUGCUGGGAUAUGUGGAUGAGCUCGGAUACAUGCCGGAAACAGAGUUCUGGACCCGCGGACUACGCUUUUACUACAAUGAUGUUGUCGUGAUUGAAGUUGUGCGUUUUUACAUCUCCACAAGGUCUACAGGAGCGCAAAACGGCCCGGUUCCCCUUCGGCCGGUCGACAAAUCGGCAAGCUACCACAUUCGGUGCUUUGUAGACGUUGCGAACUUGAAUGAUUUGGACAAUGUUGCUCGUGGAGUCAAGCAACUCGAACAUCUUCGAACACAAUUGGCAGGUUUGAUAGAUCUUCAUGUUCCGGACAGAAGAAACAUGGACUCGAGGCUCAAUUCCCAUAUAGCGUCUGUAGGGCCUCGCUGA
Messenger RNA from Brettanomyces bruxellensis, 879 nucleotides. RefSeq lists its product as uncharacterized. The record is from RefSeq and is a predicted model, not a curated record. Gene Ontology annotation, biological process: regulation of transcription by RNA polymerase II; termination of RNA polymerase II transcription. Gene Ontology annotation, cellular component: core mediator complex; mediator complex. Lineage: Eukaryota; Fungi; Ascomycota; Pichiomycetes; Pichiales; Pichiaceae. The transcript has a single exon. Bases 1 to 879 code for a protein of 292 amino acids. Gene Ontology annotation, molecular function: transcription coregulator activity.